This is a messenger RNA of Limulus polyphemus (Atlantic horseshoe crab), 6094 nucleotides long. RefSeq names its product protein Jade-3-like. Lineage: Eukaryota; Metazoa; Arthropoda; Merostomata; Xiphosura; Limulidae. The coding region runs from base 236 to 3616 and encodes 1126 amino acids. The transcript is spliced from 17 exons. Gene Ontology annotation, biological process: regulation of transcription by RNA polymerase II. The record is from RefSeq and is a predicted model, not a curated record.
CUAUGUCACGUGACCUACGCGAAUUACACUCUGGCGGUUGAUGGCGGUAAGUAGUUAGGAGAAGGGUUAGUUUGUCAUAUUGAGGUGUCUUGCUAAAGCUUACACUUCGGUUAAAUGUUGGUGCGGAUUAACGAUUUACUGGUUGUCAUCUGAGUUGUAACUGGACAGAAGAAACUUUGUAAGAUAAUUUCAUCUAAACUACAUUAACUGGCAGUGUCUGUGGUUGCAGUCUGAAAUGGCCUCUGCCUCCAAAGGCAAAAGAAAUGGAAGUGUUCUACAUGAUUCACAAACUUCCUAUGGUAAGAAGAGGCGAAAACUGUAUAGUGGUACAUGCAGUGAGAGUGAAGAUAGCAGAGGGCCAUUUUGUGCAAGUACUGGAAAUUUUAAAUUUUCCGAACCAUCAAUGUCCAAGAUUUAUAACAGCUCUUUCAGAAAUAAUAAACCAGCAGAGCUGUUUCGAAAAGAUCUCAUCAGUGCAAUGAAGUUAUCAGACAGUGAUCAACUUUUUCCAGAAGACUUCUGGUUCAUAUCAGACCCUUGGAAACAAGAGUGGGAGAAAGGCGUUCAGGUACCCGUUAACCCGGACAGCCUUCCGGAAACUUCUGUAAGGGUGCUGAGGAAAAAGGAAAAAGGGCUCAAUUUUAAACUACCAAAAAAGUUCAUCAGGUGUUCACAUGAUCAUUUUUUCUCCAACGACCUUCACAUUCUAACCAAUGUUGCUGCUCAGGCUGAUAAGGUUUGUCGCUAUGACUUGGACAGUCUCGAUGUUCAGUGGCUGAAAAGGUUAAAUGACGAACUGGAUGAAUUAGGACAACCUCAAGUAGAGGAAGAAAAAAUGGAAUACAUCAUCGAAGACUUAGAAACCCAGUGCUUUACAAACCUUCAAGAAGCUAUUAAAAGUAAAGAAGGACUGGAUAUUGAGUAUGAUGAAGAUGUUAUCUGUGAUGUUUGUAGAUCUCCUGACUCGGAAGAAGGAAAUGAGAUGGUGUUUUGUGAUUCGUGUAACGUCUGUGUGCAUCAAGCAUGCUAUGGAAUAACCAAAAUUCCUGAAGGUAGCUGGCUUUGUAAAACGUGCACUCACAACGUUGGGCCAUCAUGUCUUCUUUGUCCUAAUAAGGGAGGGGCUAUGAAGAACACAAGUGUUUUUUGUAGUGAUCAAAAAUGGGCCCACGUUAGUUGUGCUCUCUGGAUUCCAGAGGUCAGGUUCAGAGAUGUUGUAAAGAUGGAACCACUCUCCAAUAUAUCAGACAUCCCAUCCAGAAGAUGGUCCUUAGUGUGUACCUUUUGUCAAGAAAGAAAAGGUUGCUGCAUUCAGUGCUCAGUCAAAACCUGUAAAACUGCCUACCAUGUUACCUGUGCCUUCAAAAACAAUCUUGAUAUGAAAGCAAUUGUUGGAGGUGACAGAAAUGAUGAUGAAGUGAAGUUAAGAUCUUAUUGUAAGAAGCACAGUCGGAAGAAGGGAAGUAAUCAUUCUUCAGAUUCAGAAAAUGACAGUCCAAGAAAGAAGAAGAAUGAAAAGAAACAAAAGCCAAGAAAAGAAUUUGAAAUGUCAUGUGAAGAGUGGGAAAAUGCAAGAGAAAAAAAGAUCAAACAGAUAUCAUCAGAAUUUUAUAAUUAUGUGAAUACAAAGGAAACGGCAGAACUCCUACAAGUUGAUCCAACUGUUGUGGAUUUUGUUUAUCAGUACUGGAAACUAAAAAGAAAGGCUCAGUUCGAUAAGCCAUUACUAACUCCAAAAGAAGAAGAGUCGGACCUUUUUGGAAAAGAGCAAGAAGACAGCUUGUAUGCAUGUAUGAAAAUGUUUGUUCAGCUGCGACAAGACAUAGAGCGGGUGAGAAACUUGUGCUAUAUGGUGAAUAGACGGGAAAAACUCUUCCGUUCUUGGUUGAAAGUAAAGGAAGAAAUAUUCCAGACCCAAGUUAAAACUUUAGCUGAUGAUACCCUCAGUCUUACAGACCAAGAUAUUGAAGAUGUGAUAGUAGCCAGUCAAGGGUCUACAAUUUAUGAUAAGUUUUACUCUAAAGAUAGUGAAUUUGUACCUUCUUCAAUGUCUGUGCUGCCAAAUCUCAGUCCAACUGAUUGUGAUUCUGUUGAGAGACUGUUAAAGGAGAAAAAGGAAACUUCGUCUGUUGAAAGGCUUACGAACCAAUUUGCAAGACAGAGCAACAAGAGAACCCAUUAUCAAAAGAUGUUAUCACUACUAACUGAAAGUAAAGAUCAUGAGACAUCAUCUGAAGCUAUACCUCUCGACUAUAACACCCAAAGUGAAAGAAAAGAGGGAGUGGAAGACACUUGUACAACAGUUAAUUUAAAACCUUUUUACAAAGCUCAGGAUUCUGUGACACUUUCAGUGCAUACCAGUACAUCCAUUGAUAAGUCUUUAUCAGACUCUCUCUUUUUUGAGAAUGUUGAAAGAUCUGUAGAAGAAGUGAGCACAAAAGAAGUUUCAAAAGAUUGUAAGGAAGAACUGGGUGCUGAAUCAGAGGCUAAAUUUUCUGUGAUAGAAAUAAAUGAUGAUUCGGGGCUAAAAGUUCCAACAAAAGAAUCUUAUGGUGAAUCUAAGGCAAAUGAACUUGGUCAGGCACCUGCAGAAAUCAUCCUGAAAACUGUGUCUGAAUGUGAGACAUCUGUACUGGAUACAUUAGAAAAUGUACAAGAACCAAGGGAGAGGGAUAACGUUAACCCAUCAUUAUCAGAGUUAAGAUUUACAAAACCAAAGCAUGUAGAUAAAUCAGCAGACCUUUUGCCUGUGAUACAAAAUGAUCUUAAAGACACUAUACCUGACAUUGAAAAUAUAAAAUGUAAUGACAGGUUUUCUUCUUCAGAAGUGAAAAAGGAAGUUGAUAUAAUGCAUGAACAAACUGAACACCUACUAAAGUCACCAUCUUCGAAAUUGAAAGGUUCAGAAAAAAUACCACUAGCUGCAAAAAACUCUCAAAAAUUACCACUUUCAGGAAAAAUACCCAAAAAAGAUGUUAAGUUACAUUUACAAAACCAAGCUACAUUAUAUCAAUCACCUGAGAAAGAAAAGUUACGCGAGGAAAGUGCAAAGAUUUGUGAAUCCAUAUUUUCGAAUUCAGCUACUUCUAGAGGGUCAUUAAGUGGAUAUCGAAUACCUAAGAAGACUAAAUCAGGAAGCAGUAUCUUGGAAAACACAAGAAGUAACUCACCAUUAUCACCUUUAUCAGAAGUUUCCACAACAGGAAAAGAGUCAUUUUUGGCAAAUGUUGGUUUUCGACAGAUUAGAACAUCUUUAAAUUGGGAUAGUAACCAAGAGGUAAAUAGUCAUUCUAAGCUGUUGAAUGGUGAGAUGAAAGGCCAGUCAAGGAGACUAGUCAUUAAACUACGCAAGGAUCCAAACUAUCCGGAUUCUCAUCGGUGGAAGAGAGACUCUGCUUAUAAUGAAAGAACUGAUGCCUUCAAAGUUGUACAAAAUGACUGGCAAUCACCCCCUAAAAGAACUGAUCGCCAUCUACGUUCUGACCGAAAAACUCCAUUUUCUGAUCCUCCAUGGGUAGCCAUUGAAGACUGUGGUAGUAAAGAAAAUGGUGCAAAUAGUAAAUAUUCAGUUAAGAUUAGGAAUUCAACUUGUAUGCAAACCAGAUAUAAGAGUUAGCUAACUUAGGUUCUUGUUACUUAAAAGUUGAUGGGAACUCUGACAUCCAGAAUAGGUAUCUUAAUACAUAUUAUCAUACAUUUCUAUCUCCAGGUAUAAUUGCAUUUGUAAAUAUCUGCAUUGCUUUUAAAGCAGCUGUUAAUAUAUGUUCCAUCUUGUUUUAUUUCUAUUGUGAAAGUGAAAAUUAAUGAAUUAUAUAUAGAUAUAUAUAUAUAUAUAAAAGGGUUAAAUAUCUGCUGUUAUAUUUUCCAGCUAUAUUGGUUAUAAAGAUUUUUCCCUAUGUGAUAUAUUGUAUUAUAAAAGUGUAAACAAGUACACUAAUCCUGGCCUGUUUAGAAUGCUGUUGUAAUUAAUAUUCAUUUGAGCUGAAUAUGACCUGUAAAGCAAGUUUUUUUUUUCUGCUUUUGAACAACUUUCAGUGUUCAGUUAAUAGUUGGAAUGGAAUUCGAAACAGUAUAUUGUUUGGGUUACUGCUUAUUUUCCUUUUAUUUUCUGUUUUUUUGGUUUUUUUACAUAACCCAUCUGUACAAAUAUGGUUUACAAAGCAGAGUUUGACCAACUUUAUGUUACUACUUCGAAGUUUUGAAAUGUAUAGCCUUUUAGAAGCACCAGUAAGGGAUUAUAAAGUACAUUCUUUAUAACAAGAAGAUUUGAAAAAUUUUGUGAAGAACAAGAUUUAUUUGAACUAGAUUUUUUUUUUCUUAAAAUGAUGUUUAACUUAAUAAAAUCUAAUAGAUUAAAUAGCUAGUCAACCUUUUUUUUUUUCUAUAAGGGGUAAAUAAUAGUUGUUUCAGUGAAACUAGGUUCAUUUUGUUUGGCAUUUAAAAAGCAGUCUUGUCGAGUAUCAUCUGGUGGGGAAGUGUAUAUCUUUAUGUGAAAAGAUAAUUAUAAAUUAACAGCCAAGUUUAUUCAAAUAGCUUGUACUACUUAGUUUCGUUUAUUUAGAUGAUUUCAGUGUAUCAUAUUUUCCUCAGUCUAUAAUUAUGUUUGCUUAUCAACUUUCUUGAACAUUUUUUUAGUACAUAGUCUACAAACUUGUAAAUUAAAUUUAUUUCUUUUAAUGGAGUUAACACAGAUUUGUUUGUGAUACUUAAAAAAAAAGAGCUAAUUAUUACAUGCAGACAUAGUUGAGAUGAAACUUGAUGAUUUUGUUAUUACCAUAUAAAAAGUUACUUAAUGCCAACUUGAACAAGCUGAUGCUCAUGAUAAAAACUACUAGCGAACACCAUAUACAUUACCUGAGUUUAUUACAAAAGUAUGAGUUUAUAUCUCAUUUAUUGCAAAAGCUACUACUGAAAGCUGUGACGUGAAUUUAUAUUUUUGAGACAUUAUGUUAGAUAUAAUAUUUGGUCUUCUCUGACUUGUACCAAAGUUCUAACAACUUAAGUUGUAUUUCAGGAUCUGAUCAUACAAUACAAAUCUCAUAAUUCUGCUGUAAAAAAUUAUUUGUUUAAAUUAAAAUGUUUUGAAUGGUAUGGUGUAAUUUGCUUCCAGGAUUUACUGAUGUUGAGUAGUGAAUACGUAAGAGGAGUAUUUUUGUUGAAAGUGUUUAUAUGCUAGAGUAUAUAUAAUUUGCAUGUUAAUUUUUACUUCUAAAAAAAGGUGUAAUUUUCCAUGCAGUUACCCAUUGAAAACAAAAAUGUGAUUACUGUUGUUGUAAUGGACCCCUAUAACUUGCAUUUGCAAGUUAAACCAUUGAAGAAAAAUAGGACAUUUCAAAUGCGUUUUAAAUUUUAGAAAACCAAAUUGACCAUUUUUGAUUGUAUAUAAUACCUUCGGUUGGUCGACAUUGUAAAAAAAAACUGAACUAUUUUAAUGUCAACCACGAUAAUUGAUAUUACUAUCAAAUGUUUAAAAAAAGGUAUUUUUGUUGAUUAUGUGUAAAAAAACCAUAAAGUAAAUAUUAAAGGUGUCACUACUGUCACUUGAAAGAUGUGUAUCAUGUCUUCAAAUUUCUACAUCUGUCAUCACUGUCACUUCAAAGACGUAUACUGUCACUACAGUUAAUUAUGACUGUCACCACUAUCCUCCAAAAAUUCAGUCUGUUACAUCAAAAACGUAUUGCCACUAUAAAAUACUUUAUUUUGUCACUACAGAUAUUUACUACUUUUACCACAUUGUUACUUUAAUAACAUUGUGAGUGCUUGAGUGAAAACCCCGUGGGGUAAGGUUGGGGGUGCCAACAAAGCAACAUUUUUCAUUUCAUUGUUAUAAAUAGUCCAAAUUUUAAUUUUACAUAAACGAGUCAUAUCUCUUAAUAAACUACACUUGUUACAUUAGUUACUGAUUUUUCCUGUUUAAAUCAAGAGACUAUCCUUUAACUUGUAUUAACGUGCUAAGGUGUUAUAGUAUUUUCAGAUAAUGCUGAUUUCCCAGAAGUGACAACAUAAGUUUGAAUAACUAGAGAUUCUUUAAGAUAUUUACUACAAAAUAAUUCUGUAUCCUUUGAUAAAGAAAGAUUUAAAAAUCUGAAUAAAC